AGAGGAGAUAAGAUAGGCCGUAUAAAAGUCAGAUCAGUUUUAUGGACUUUUUACAAUUGUAAGAAGUCAGCUAAAGAGGAACUUUUUCAUUUAUACAACAAAAUAAACAAUAAAAAUAAUGUUGUAUUUUGUUGUCAUUUACCUUUUCGCCGCUAUUUUGCUGUAUGGUGGAUUUGCUAUUCUUAAGGGCUCUCCUCCAAAGAUUUAUGGAUUUUAUUCUCAAGCCGGCAGCUUUUUCCGCGUUAAAGUCAUGAUAUUGAAACUUCUAAUGUAUUUGAGAGCACGAAAAAAGUCUGGAAAGUCUUCCGGUUAUGGUAAAAGCUCUCAUGAAACAGCUGAUUUGAUGGAGCAUCCACAAGCACUCACCAGUGAUAAAAACUCUUUCGAUUCGGUCUACGCAAGCUUCGGUAAUAGCGAAGGAGCGAGAAUCGUUUGCAGAGUAUCACAUAGACAGCAAAACAGAGCGGAGAUUUGUCUUCUAAUGGAAAUACCCGGGAAAGGUUACUUUGAGACUCCCGUCUUUCCAGAUACCACUUUGUAUAAUUGUUCGCAAAGCAAUAAAAUGUUCAGUGCCGGAGGUCUUCGAUUUAUAUGUAUCGAACCAAUGAAGAAAUGGAUAAUACAUUACGAUGGUUUAUUGAGAAAGGGACGUAGACUGUCGUCCGACGAACCUAUUGGCGAAUUGGUUCACUGUAAACUAUGGAUCACUUGGAAGGCUGGAUUCUCUUUAUACAACUAUGAUACCGAUAUUUGUCCGAAUAUGGUUGCACAGGGAAUAGCAAGGGAGAUCUGGUCUCGAGAAUUCUUUCAAGAAUUGGAAAAUGGCCACCAAACUCAUUACGAACAGUGGGGAGAAUCUUUUGUUACGUUUCAACAGGAAAAUCAAGAUAUAGUUUCCUUAAACGUUCGAGGAAUGAGAGAUCAUUCUUUCGGAAUACGCGACUGGAAUAAUUUCCAUCGAUAUAUCAUGCAUCUCGCCUACUUUGAAAAUGGGACUUAUAUAAGCCUUGCACUUAUAUCAUUAGAAAACUCGGUAACAAAUUGGGUUUUAGGUCAUAUUGGUAUGCCAAACGGAUUUGAAAAACACAAUAUAACAUGGAGCGAUAAAGAAAUAUGGGAAAUUGGUGAACAAGGAAAAAUGCCAGAUGAAUGGACAAUACACUUUAAAGCAGGGGACAAAGAUUAUAAACUGACGGUAAAGGUGACAGGGACAACGCUUUAUUAUUACGGAGAAAAUAGGAUAGCCAAAGUGACAAAUAAAAUGUGUGAUUUUACAUUAAAUGAUAUAAAAGGUUACGGAAAUGUUGAAGUGAUGUAUAGAAAUGACACGGAGAGCAAUCUAUUUAAUAACGAACCCGAAUUUCAACUUUUAAAAGAAUUAGCAAUAAACAAAGAGAGAAAUAUUACUGUUCCUUUUCAACAUAAUUCCUGUAAAUCAUCAAAUAUUGUCGGUGGAAAGGGAAUGCAAUUAGCGUUGUUGGACUCUUUAGAUGAUAAACGCUUUAAAGUACCAAAAGGAUUUUGUGUUACUGUAACCGCUUUCAAUGAACACUUUAAUGGAAAUUCCAUUUUAAAGAAACAGCUAGAGAUGCUGAAAAAUGCAUGUUCGAUUAACGAUUUGGAAAAUCUUAGAAUGACUUGUGAAAAAACUAUGGAAUUGAUCGUUCAAUCGGAAAUUUCUCUUGAAAUGAAGGAUGAGAUUGAAAACCAAUUGACGGAUACAUUUCAAGGAAGCCAAGUUAGAGUUGCCGUUAGAUCAUCUGCUGUUGGGGAAGAUGGAGAUGAAAUGUCAGCUGCCGGUCAAAUGGAUACUUUCUUAGGAAUGAAAACAGAUGAUGAAAUUAUAGAAUCAGUAAAGAAGUGCUGGGCAUCUUAUUUCUCAUUCGUUGCAGUUCAGUAUAGAAGACAAAAUGGACAAGAAAUAGUUCAAUCUAUGGCUGUUGUUGUUCAAGAAAUGGUACCAGCAGAGAGUGCUGGUGUAAUGUUCACAAGAGAUGCCGUAACUCAUUCGCCCUGUUUCAUGACUAUUAGUGGAAAUUUCGGUCUAGGAGAAUCAGUUGUUUCUGGAUCGUCUGAUCCGGAUGUUAUUCGGGUAAAAAGAGGCUAUACAGACGAGUUAUCCAUAGAUGAAAUUGUUAUCGGAGAAAAGAAGGCAUCUAUCCAAAUGAAAGAGGACUCUGGCGGGAUUGAAGAAAUAGUUAACGAUACUGAUAAUAAGGAGAAGCUUGCUUGCUUAAGUGAAAAAGAUGUAUUGAGACUUGCAGAAAUUGGAAUCUUCUUGGAAAAACGUUUCGGAUCUCCAAGAGACGUUGAAUGGGCAAUUUUCAAUGGCGAAAUAUUCCUACUCCAAGCUAGGCCUGUUACAACCGGAGAAUCAAUACCCGAUGAACAUUUAAAACAUGAAUUUGAUACAGCUACACUUUCCAGUUCGGAAAUAAUGACAACAGCAAAUAUUGGAGAAAUGUUACCCGGAGCAAUAACCCCUUUAACAGUAUCAACAUUUUCUCAUGCUCUCGAUUAUACAUUUUGUCAAUGGUUUAAAUCAAUAGGCGUCGUAGAUAAAAUUCACAUUAACGGAAGAUUUAUGGGCGUCUCCAAUAAUCACUUAUUUAUUAAUUUACACGCAAUGGAAGGUCUCUGCGUAAGAGUUCAAAUUGCAGAUAAACGAUUUUCGGAGUUAGCUAUAGCUGGACAAACAUUAGACGAUCUCAUAUCGGAAGAGUCUUUAUUUAAUUUUUGGCCAAAGAUCUCUACGUUUAAAAGGAUUUAUCACGUUUUCACUUAUCUUAUGGAGUUUAGAAGACAAGAGAAACGUAUGAAAGAAUGGGCGAAGAGAGAAAAGUCUUUCAAAGUUGGAAAUAACUUAACAUCAUCUAAAGAACUUUGGGAAGAAAUCAAUAAAAAGAAAUACGAAUUGAACGAAGUUUGGAGAAUGACUCUUAUCAAUUCAGCAAGAGGAAGUUCAUGGAGUCAAAUUAUAAUGAGUAUUUUAUCUCAAGGAAUUCCAGAUUGGAAAUCGGAACACUAUAGCGACAUGGCUAUGUUACUUUCCAAUUGCGAGAACGUCUAUUCAGCAAGCGUUCCCGAGGCUAUUCAACAUUUAGCAUCUUGUAUAUCGAAAGAUGACAAAAGAAGAUUAAAGUUCAUAUCUCUCUCUCCUCAAGAUGCUUAUAAUUGGUUUCAAAGACCAGAAAAUACCGAUAUCAACAAUCUAUUUAAAGACUUUAUUGAAAGACACGGUCAUCGUUGUAUUAGAGAGGCCGAAAUGAUGGAAAAAUCGUGGAAAAUCGAUAACGAAAAGAUAAUUAGCAUACUACAAACAAUGCUUCAAACUCCAAUAAAGGAAAAACCAUCCAAUAAAGGCUUAGGCAUAAACGAAUCAAUCGAUCAAAUUAAGUCGACUAAAUUGAAUAUAAUAACCAGAUUAAUAUUAAAGAUAGUUCUACCAAAAGCUAAAAAUGGUGUAGGCGUAAGAGAAGAGGGAAAAUCUAUGGCCGUUAAAAUACACGAUGAGUUCAAACAAGCUUACUGGCGAUUAGCAAGUAUAAUGGUUAAAGAAGGUUUUAUACCAGAAGAAGAACUAUUGUUCUUUUUCACUCACGACGAAAUAGGUGAAAUGAUUAAAAAUCGGUCUGGUAGACUCUUAUCAUUGGUGAAGAGACGAAAAAGAUAUUUCCCUAAUUUCCAAAAAUCAAAAUUUAAUAAGAUGAAUGCUGGUAAACCUAUUCCGAUUGAUCCGGAAGAAGAUGAAUCGCUAUCCUAUCAAUCAAAAGAGCAACUUAAAGGUUGAUUAUUUCUUACCUCAGUUUACCGUUUACUUUAUAAGAGAUGACACAUAUUGCCCAUUUCACUAUAGGAAUGCCAGUAUCUCAAGGUUUUAUUGAGGGUGACGCCAAAGUGGUAAGAAGCAUUAUGGAAGCCAAAACGAUUGCAAACGGAGAUAUAUUAGUGGUACCUUAUACUGAUGUAGGAUGGUCCCCUUACUUCCCAUUAAUAUCUGGUUUAAUAACUGAAAUCGGUGGAACUAUAUCGCACGGGGCUGUUGUUGCCAGAGAAUACGGGUUACCCUGCAUCGUAGCCGUUGAAAGGGCAACAAAGAUUAUUAAAACCGGUGAUAGACUACGUUUAAACGGAACAACUGGUACAAUAGAUAUAAUAGCAAAGGGUUAAGAAUACGAAAGAGAAUAGGAAAGGAGAAAAACACCAAGAAAAGAAUCGUGAUUAAUAUUAACUAUAAAAUAAGAUAUGCUUAUUUAUUAAUAAAUUGUAAAAUUCGCGAAAAUUCGCGAAAUUGAUUCUUAGUCUAAA
Dimorphilus gyrociliatus is the source of this 4308-nucleotide messenger RNA. The record is from the annotation of a GenBank genome assembly. Lineage: Eukaryota; Metazoa; Annelida; Polychaeta; Dinophilidae.